CUGGGUGUUUACCUUGCUUGGUGCCCUGAGCCCAGGCAGGGUGGCAACCACAUAGCUGCCCAGAAGCCGGACAAGAGUGGAGGUGUCACUGAGGUGAAGGCUGGACAUGACCGGAAUGCCCCAGGAUGCAAGGCUAAAAGUGAGAACAAGCAGGCCCUGUCUCCCUCAUUUGGAUUACAAGCUCAAAGGACCGGUUUUAUUACCUGGGGAAUUAUCUCCAUGCUCCCAGGGACAGAACUGCCCACAGUAAAUGCACAGAGAGGACCUGAGAGGAAUUAAGGUAGGAUGUAGCAGAAGCGAAUAUAUCACAGCUAUAGAGAGCAGGCAGCUUAGUAAAUUAGGAACGGCUUGGCCCUGGCACCCUACAGAGGUGGUGGGCAAUAGGACCCCGUGGACAGCAAAGUCAGCAUUUGUGCUGCCAAUGCCCAAGCUUAGAACUGCAUCUGUCUGAGUCUGUCUUCCCAGCCAUGCUUCCCGGGGCAGCUGGGAAGGUGAAAGGAAGGAAGAAAUUAUUUUGGAAGAAGAGACGACAGGAUUGUAGGGGUGAAUGUCAGGAAAGCAAGAAAGUCUGGGGUGUAGUGCGUGGACCCCAAGCAGCCGCGAGGAUACCCCUGUCUUUGCUGGUCUCCACCUGUGGCCGCUUAGGUGUUUGUGUGAGCGUGAGCCUCUGUUUAUGCUGUGGCGUUCAGCACAAGAACCCCUUCAUCUCCCAGACUCAGCGCUGGGUUGCUAUGGAUCCUGCCACAGCUUAAAGGUGAAUCAGCCUCAGCUCCCAGGCAGGUGCCUUUCAGUCUAAAGUUCUGAAGGCCUGACUGCUGCCAGCUCACGCAGACGCUUGUUUGCCUCUGAACAAGCUUAGGUGAGGUCCCUAGGGCAGGAGUAAAGUUUUAGGAGCACUCACUCCGAAGCUGAGGGAAGGAGAGGCAGGAGGGAAAAGGAGAGACGCCUCCGCACUAGCAGUCUCUCAUGGAGCUUGCCCCUAGAAAGUGAAGGGAGUGCCCAGACUCUACCUCCUGUCUGUGCCAGUUGUCAAAGGUGCAGAAGAAUGUCAGGAGGGUACCCACCGAAGUUUCCAGGUUCUCAUGCCCCAGGGUAAGGAACUGUACCAACGACGUGUGGUGGGUGAUAAAAAUAGUUGAUUAACAAAGAGGAGUUUCUGAGAAUGGGAGCUGUCCAGUGAGUGGGGUCAGGAGUCUUGUGAGCCUGUGUAGGUAUGUGUACAGCUCCCACCGUUUUUGCAUACCAUAGGCAUAUCUCAGCAUGCUGUGUUUGUCACACGUGGCUUGGGUAGGGAAAGCCCUCCAGUCUUUCAUGCCAGCUGGCUUCUUUCAUGUAUUAUUCUCGUCCCUCUGCAUGCCUUGCCUUUCUUCUUCCGUUCCACGAUGGAAUUGGUCUGUACGUGGAGGAGUACAAGAAAGUAAGCAAGCGUCAUCUGUUUAACAUCAGGAAUUGACUGGGUCAGUGGGGCUUCCACGGAGAAAUCCCAAGUCCACAUUGAUGACUAUCUUCUAGAACUCGUGCGAGAGAGGCUAAGACCAGAAGGACCCAUGAGGACCCAGAAGAGGCUAUAGAGGUGGACCAUUGUGACCGGGGUGACGGGCAAGUGAGAGAACCCGAGGUUCCAAGGGGUCACUUGGCUAUCACAGUUGAGCCAGAAUGGUAGCCAAGUUCUACGUGGCUCCAACCUCCUCCUCCCCAGGAACAUUACAUUUUCCCAAACCCCAGGAUGUCUGCUCCCACUGAGCGCGUGUUGCUCAGUGUAACCAUUUGUAAGAGACAACUUGACUCACGCCGCCCGAGGUCAUCUCUGAUUCAGGAGUGACGGGGUUGGUAGCUGGCAGACUUGUUCCAGACUAAUGAAAGGCAGCAGCAUCCUAAUUAGGCCAGGGCUGGGCCUGGACGCUGACAUAGUCCCCGAAGUGUGCCUUGUCAGAUGAGUGGGAGGCACACAGGAGGACUCCUUUAGCUGUAUAUAGGCAUGGACGGACAGAGGGACUGAGACUGGAGUUAAGGCCAGGGAACUACAGGAGCCACGGUGACCUUCUAGAAACCAGAUUCCUACUGCCUCUCUCUGUGUUUACAAGCCCAGACCUCCCUGGAUCCUGCUUGGCACACGCUCCUGGAGAUCUCAGGCCCAUGGCGACCUGCCCUGUCCUGCAGAAGGAGGCACUGUUCCAGACAGGAGUCUUUGCUUACCGAAUCCCGGCUCUGCUCUACCUGUCGAAGCAGAAGACCCUGCUGGCCUUUGCGGAAAAGCGCCUGACCAAGACGGAUGAGCAUGCAGAUUCGAUCGUCCUACGAAGAGGAAGCUACAAGAUGGCCACCCGUCAAGUCCAGUGGCAAGCUGAGGAGGUGGUGACCCAAGCCCGGCUGGAGGGCCACCGCUCCAUGAACCCGUGUCCCUUGUAUGACAAGCAGACAAGGACCCUCUUCCUGUUCUUCAUCGCCAUCCCUGGGCAUGUAUCAGAACACCACCAGAUCCAGACCAGGGUUAAUGUCACACGGCUAUGCCACAUCACCAGCACUGACCAUGGGAGGACCUGGAGCCCUGUCCGGGAUCUUACAGAUACCACCAUUGGCAACACUCACCGGGACUGGGCUACGUUCGGUGUGGGGCCUGGGCACUGUCUGCAGCUGCGAAACUCAGCGGGGAGCCUGCUGGUGCCUGCUUAUGCCUACCGGAAACUACAUCCUAGCCAGACACCUGCCCCCUUUGCCUUCUGCUUCCUCAGCCACGACCAUGGGAACACUUGGGAGCUGGGCCACUUUGUGUCCCAGAACACACUGGAGUGCCAGGUGGCCGAGGUUGGCGCUGGAGCUCAGAGGGUGGUCUAUCUCAAUGCUAGGAGCCACCUGGGAGCCAGGGUCCAGGCACAAAGUCUUAACGGUGGCCUAGAUUUCCAGGACAAUCAGGUAGUGAGUAAGCUUGUAGAGCCUCCCAAAGGCUGCCACGGAAGUGUGACUGCCUUUCCCAACCCCACCUCAGCGGCAGAUGCCUUAGAUGUGUGGCUGCUCUAUACCCACCCUACGGACUCCCAGAAGAGAACCAACCUGGGUGUGUACCUCAACCAGAAGCCACUGGACCCCGCGGCCUGGUCGGAGCCCACCCUGCUGGCCACAGGCAUAUGCGCCUACUCGGACUUGCAGAACAUGGGGCAAGGCCCUGACGGCUCCCCACAGUUUGGGUGUCUGUAUGAGUCAGAUAACUACGAAGAGAUCACUUUUCUCAUGUUCACCCUGAAGCAAGCUUUCCCAGCGGUAUUUGGUGCCCAGUGAUUUCGUUGCAUGUGACCCAAAGUCUUUCCUUGUGCUUCAAAACAUCCAUCUUUCCUCCCUUCCAGCAUCCUCUAGACUGGAGGCCAGCUCUUGGGCUCUUCCUCGGGAGCUUGGUCUCUUGGCUCUUCACGGGUUUUGUUGUUCUGGCCUUCACAGUGGAUUCUAUUUCCAGCCCAUAAAUCAAAGGAGCCUGGCUUUCCCCAGGCUUUUGACAGGGAAGGUGAGGGCAGAAUCCACAGAAGCUGUUAUCCUGUAUGUCAGCCAUCACUAUGCUGGCUUAGCCUGCCUGUUUCCCCACUCCUAGUUUUUGGGUGAGUUCUUAAUAAAUUAUCCAACCCAGCCUA
Myodes glareolus (Bank vole) is the source of this 3620-nucleotide messenger RNA. The record is from RefSeq and is a predicted model, not a curated record. NCBI's taxonomy places the organism in Eukaryota, Metazoa, Chordata, Mammalia, Rodentia, Cricetidae.